Messenger RNA from Pectinophora gossypiella (pink bollworm), 2683 nucleotides. It is a transcript of the gene Cog3, whose product is annotated as conserved oligomeric Golgi complex subunit 3. The record is from RefSeq and is a predicted model, not a curated record. NCBI's taxonomy places the organism in Eukaryota, Metazoa, Arthropoda, Insecta, Lepidoptera, Gelechiidae. The coding region runs from base 72 to 2549 and encodes 825 amino acids. The transcript has 12 exons. Gene Ontology annotation, cellular component: COG complex; cis-Golgi network; membrane. Gene Ontology annotation, biological process: Golgi organization; intra-Golgi vesicle-mediated transport; intracellular protein transport.
UCAGCCAGGCAGCUUGCAUUGCUCUGGCGACUGCAAGCGUAGCGCAGUAAUAAUUUAUUACUUCUAAAAACAUGGAUAAUAUGACGUUGAAAGAGAUUCAGAGCAAGUUGCUACAAUGGGAGGCUUCAGAGAAUCCUCUCGCACCUCUUACAGCGGACCAGAGAGAGGCUAUCCUGGAUUUGGAGUCGUUAUUACUCGGUGGUUCGACGGAUUAUGAAGUUCCCAAACCACAAAUGUCCGACGUAGAUGCUGAUAAAACAGUCCUAUCAGUCGACACAACAUAUGAUUUCCUGGAUUGGUACGAGAACCUGUAUGAGACCAGUCAGAAAGCUGACGAUGCUCCGUAUGAGGCUUAUUACAAACAAUUGGAGGACCGGAGAAAUGAAUGUGUAUCGUUGACUAAUCAGAUUACAGAUACAAUGUCGGAUCUGAACAGACUGACUGAGGAGUACGAGCUGGUUUCCAACAAGACUAAUGCCCUGCACAAUAUGAGUGAGCAGCUGCUAGCGGACCAAAAUAAACUGUCAAGUAUAGGCGAAGAUAUAAAACAGAGGCUACACUACUUCACACAAGUUGAACAUUUGUCACAAAGGUUGAACAGUACAACCAUGUCAGUGAACAGCGACGCGUUCUUCACUGUACUCGCGAAAAUAGACAACUGUCUGGAGUACAUGAGAAACAAUGGCAACUACAAAGAAUCCCACACGUACCUGGUUAAAUAUCGGCAUCUACAAAACCGCGCUAUCUCGCUCAUUCGCUCCUACGUCACGCAUGUGCUGAACCACGCCACAGAGCAAGUACUAGCCCCCAAAGAGGAGGACCCGACUGAUCAGGAGUCUAUGGACACUGCCUACGCUGUGUACUUCGGAAAGUUCCAAGCUGCCGCCCCUAAACUGAGAAUGGUUAUCAAAGAGAUUGAAGAACGAGCUGAGAAAAAUACCGACUACGCGUCGUUGCUCUCGGACAUCCAGCGGGAGUACGCGUCUCGCCGCGCCCGCGUGGCCGGCGCCCCCGUGGCGGCGGCGCUGGCGGCGGCCGGCGGCCGGCACCCGCGGGACCACUGCACGCUGCUGCGGACCGCCUGCUCCUUGUUGGCGCAUGCGUGCAGUGACGAGUGCGCGCUCUACUCGCACUUCUUUGCGCAGACUUCUGCGGCUUUAGAAGAAUAUCUGCAGUCUCUAUGCAAUGGGCUGUAUGAGACACUGCGCCCACACAUCAUCCACAUCAACCACCUGGAGACCCUCGCGGAGCUGUGCGUCAUACUACGAGUCGAGGUCAUUGAAGAACAAGUCAAUAAUGAUCCGGCGACCCUGGCGGCGCUGGGCGUGUCUGCGCGGGCGCUGCUGCAGGACGCGCAGGAGCGGCUGGUGUUCCGCGCACACGUGCACCUGCGGGCAGACGUGCUGCUGUACCGGCCCGCGCCCGGGGACCUGGCCUACCCGCACAAGCUGGAGAUGAUGGAGCAAAUCGCACUAUCGAUACAAGAGCAAGCAAUGAAACGCAGUGACUCCCGCAACUCCAUGGUAUCAGACGUGUCAGCUACCAGCCAAGAAGUAGCCAAUAUCAACGUGGAGGCCCAACGCCGACCGCAAGCCUCCCCCGCCGACCUGCACGGCAUGUGGUACCCGGGCGUCAGGAGAACGCUCGCAGCCUUAUCCCGGCUCUAUAGGUGCUUAGAAAAGAAAGUGUUCCAAGGCCUUGCACAGGAAGCGAUCUCGCUCUGCGUGCAAAGCAUAGACAACGCUGCCAAGCAGAUAUCGGCCACCAAAACAACCAUCGACGGCGAACUGUUCCAAAUAAAACAUUUACUCAUUUUAAGAGAGCAAAUAGCCCCUUUCCAAGUAGACUUUGUCAUCAAAGAAACGACCCUGGAUUUCAGUAACAUGAAAAAUGCAGCGUACGGGCUUAUUCAGAAACCAAAGCAGAUAUUUUCCUUAAACAGUAAUAAUGCGUUACUAGAGUUUCUAUUAGAAGGUACGCCAAUGGUCAGAGAACAUCUAUUGGAUUCGAGAAAGGAGGUCGAUCGGCAGCUGAAGACUUGCUGUGAGGUUUUUAUCAAGGAUGCCACAGAGAUACUCGCUGGGCCCGUCAUUGCGUUUUUGGAAAAGGCCCAAGCAGUCACGCCAGCUGUUGAGCGAAAGGCUACGGCAGAGGAACUAGCAGUCGUCGUGAAGGAGGCCCAGAGACGGAUCAAAACGCACCUCGCGCCGCUGCAGCGCUCCAUGCAACUCUAUCUCGCCAAUAAGGAGACUGAGUUUAUACUCUUUAGGCCUAUAAGGAAUAAUGUCGUCGGAUAUUUCGUACAAAUGGAGCAAUUGCUGACGAAUUCUGGUUAUUCAUAUGAGGACACUCUUAUUGUGGCGUGUCCUACGCCCGAACAGGUGUCAGUUUUCAUAUCCUCUGCCAGUCUUAUCAGCCACAGUGAACCAGUGUUGCCAUAUGGGACAAAAAGGAAAACUAGCACCGUCCGUAAACCCAGUGUUUCCAGCGUUCAAGAGAAAAAAGAAGAAAGUCCUAGUGAUUCUACCAACAACAGCACUGUUGUCUAGCAUUCAUGUACCAUCAUUUAGGUUAUGUAUUGAUAUAAAAAUAAUACACAGUAUCACUCAUUAGGAGGCAAAUAAGUUUAUUUACACAUUGUAUUUACUUAUACUCCUAUAAUAAAUAAAUACAUUCCACCAAA